CGGUGCUAGUGGUGGGGCCGGGGCUCGGCGGUCGCUCCUGGCUGCGGGGCUGCAGCGGCACCAGGUGCGAAGCUGCGCGGGAGCGGCCGCCCCUGUCCGGGCUGACCGAUGCUGGCGACCGAGCCCGUCGCCGGCGGAGCCAUGUCCCAGCCCGAGGCAGAGCGGGCGGGCGGUGGCUCCGCACCGGAGCUGGAGCUGGAGCUGGAGCUGGGGCCGGGGCUCCCCGGGCGGGCCCCGCACCGCAGCCGCUCCCGGCGGCCCUCUGUGCGCGACUCUCGCCGCGCCUCCUCCCGCUUCAACCGGCGGAGCUCGGCCGAGCUGGAGCUCCUGGGCUACCCGGCGGCGGGCGAGGGGCCGGGGUCGCCGCCGCCGCCGGCCGCUGCCGGGCGCCGGGAGCUGGAGGAGACGGAGAGCGAGGAGGUGGAGACGCGGGCGGUCGCCACCUCCCCCGACGGCCGGUUCCUCAAGUUCGACAUAGAGAUUGGCCGCGGCUCCUUCAAGACUGUCUACAAAGGGCUGGACACGGAGACCACCGUGGAGGUGGCUUGGUGCGAGCUGCAGACGCGGAAGCUGUCGAAGACGGAGCGGCAGCGGUUCAGCGAGGAGGUGGAGAUGCUGAAGGGGCUGCAGCAUCCCAACAUCGUCCGCUUCUACGACUCCUGGAAGUCGUCCAUCAAAGGCCAGAUCUGCAUCGUGCUGGUCACGGAGCUCAUGACGUCUGGCACUCUGAAAACCUAUCUGAAGCGGUUCAAGGAGAUGAAACUGAAGGUGCUGCAGCGCUGGAGCCGGCAGAUCCUCAAGGGGCUGCAUUUCCUGCACACUCGCUCACCCCCCAUCAUCCACCGCGACCUCAAGUGCGACAACAUCUUCAUCACGGGCCCCACUGGCUCAGUCAAGAUUGGGGACCUGGGCCUGGCCACACUCAAGCGAGCCUCCUUCGCCAAGAGUGUCAUAGGCACCCCCGAGUUCAUGGCACCGGAGAUGUAUGAGGAGAAGUACGACGAGGCAGUGGAUGUCUACGCCUUCGGGAUGUGCAUGCUGGAGAUGGCCACCUCUGAGUACCCCUACUCCGAGUGCCAGAACGCUGCCCAGAUCUACCGCAAAGUCACCUCGGGCCUGAAGCCCAGCAGCUUCUACAAGGUGAAGGUGCCAGAGCUGAAGGAGAUCAUUGAGGGUUGCAUCCGCAUGGACAAGAAUGAGAGGUACACCAUCCAGGACCUGCUGGAGCACUCCUUCUUCCAGGAGGACACAGGGGUGCACGUGGAACUGGCUGAGGAGGACGAUGGCGUCAAGUCUGGGCUCAAGCUCUGGCUGCGCAUGGAUGACACGAAGAAGCUGCAUGGCAAGUACAAGGACAACAAUGCCAUCGAGUUCCUCUUCGAGCUCUACAAGGAUGUGGCAGAGGAGGUGGCCCAGGAGAUGGUGGUCCUGGGCUUCAUUUGCGAGGCCGACUACAAGCUGGUGGCCAAGGCAGUGCGGGACCGUGUGGUCGCCAUCAAGCGCAAGCGGGAGAAGCUGAAGCGAGCCCAAGAAGUGCGGUCGCCUGCGGAGCCAGAGCAGCCACCAGGCGUCCUGCAGAUGCUGGAGGAGCUCAAGUCCCCGCUACCACCUGGUGCCCCCGUGUCUGCCCUGGCCACCCCCAGCUCUGGGGACUCUGUCUUCAGUAGCACCUUCCCCCCAGAGCCUGAGGAGCCUGAGGCUGACCAGCACUUCUCCUACCGGCACACCAGCUACUCCUCGGCCACCUCCGACUGCGAGACUGAUGGCUACUUGAGCUCCUCCGGCUUCCUGGACUCCCCAGACCUGGCCCAUCACAGCUUCUCGGCGGGGGACCCUGUCAGCCCACCGCCCGCCCGCCCCAUGCGCUGCUUCCCCACGAGCAUCGCGGUGCAGCUGCCCACUGAGUCCCUGCCCCCCGCCAGCGGCUUCUCCUCCCCGGUGGACAGCUACGCCUCAGAUGUGGCAUCUGGCAUGAGCGACGGCUGUGAGGGGCUCUCGGCCAGCGAGCGCAGCACCAAGCUGCCGCUCAAGCGGGGCUCGGGGAAGCUGCUGCGGCGCCGAGCCCGGUCCAGGCUGCGGAUCACCAACAUCUCUGACAAGAACGAUCGGGUGGUGGAGUGCCAGCUGCAGACCUACAACAACAAGAUGGUGACCUUCAAGUUUGACCUGGAUGGGGACAACCCGGAGGAAAUUGCAGCUGUCAUGGUCCACAACGAGUUCAUCCUCAAGUCGGAGCGGGAUGGCUUCAUCCACCGCAUCCGGGACAUCAUCCACCGCGUGGAGACCCUGCUCCGCAAGGAUGGCGGCGCUGCCGCCGAGCUGCCCGAGAGCCCUGAGGCCGAGCGCGGCGCCGGCAGCUCCGUGGAUCUGCAGCUGCAGGAGCUCUCCCGCUCCAUCUCCUCCUCCUCGCUCAGCGACCUGGGCUGUACCAGUCCCAGCCUCUCAGUCCAGUCUCCAGUCCUGCCGUCACUGAGCAGCUCCCCGUCGGAGACCGACCCCGGCAGCCCCGCGGAGCCACCUGCAGCCCCAGCCCCUGCACUGCAGCCGGCGCUGCCGGGCUCCCCCGCAGGCUCCCUGCAGACUUGGCCCCUCGCCUCGACGGCUCCCUCCUGGCUGACAGCCUCACCAGCAUUCCUGCCAACCCCCCCAAGCACCCUGGGGGGACCCAUCCCACCAGCCCUGCCCCAACCCCUUCUGUCCCCACUGCCACUCCCAGCGUCGCCUGUCCCCAGUGGGCCCAGCAGCCCUCUGAGCCCCCCUGUCAGCAGCACUCCCUGGUCCCCCACUGCUCCACUCCUGUCCCUGGCCAACGUCUUCUCCCUGGCUGUGAUAAGCGUGGCCCACACGCUGCUUCCUGCAGUCUCCUCCAUGGCCAGCUCGGGUGGGCACCUUUACCCCCCACUGCUGCCACGACCACAGAGCCUUGUCCUGGGACCUCCGCGCUUUGCCUACCCUGACCCUGCCAGCAUGGCCAAGCCAGCCCCGGCUGGCGGUGCAACCGUGGGGUCAGUGGGGGCUGGUAUACCCACUGCUGGGGGGCCUGUGCCCUUCUCUCCCCCAGCCCCACUGUGCCCAUCAGGCAGUGAGGCCAUGGGGACUCCCCUGCCAUCACUGAGCACCUCCACACCCGAGAGCCCCGCGGGCAGCGUGGUGCUCCCUGGCUCCCCCAAGCCCAGCCACCCACUCAUCGUCUCGGAGUCACCAGCCCCCGGCGUGCCCAAGACUCAGCUCUCGCCCAUCAACGAAGAAGCCAAGCCCCGGAUUCUGGGCCGGUUCCAGGUGACACCGACCAAGGACCCAGCUGUGACCACCCCGGUGCCGGGCAACAGCGCGGGCGAGCAGCACGGUGUGGAGCCGGCGGCAAGGGGCUCCCCCCCGCCCGCUGCCCCCCACACAGGCAGCAGCUCGAGUAGCGACUCCGACUCCGUGGUGGAGACGGUGGAGCAGGACCCCGAGGCCGAGGAGGGGACGGUGGCACCGGCAGAGAGCGACCGGGAGGGCCCCGGGGAGGAGGCGACCGAGAGCGCGUCGCCCGCCAUCGUCAGCCAGGUCUGGCUGAGCUACUCCCGCAGCCUGCCCUACGUGAGCAGCGACGACACCGAGAGCGAGGACGAGGAGAUCUGGGAGGAGCUGCAGAACCUGCGCCAGAAGCACAUGGCCGAGGUGCAGCUGCUGCAGAGCGCCCAGAAGAAGGAGAUCGAGGAGCUGUACCUGCGGAUGGGGAAGCAGCCGCCGAUGGGCAUCGUCUCCCCCGCCGCGAUGCUGUCCAGCCGCCAGCGCCGCCUCUCCAAGGGCAGCUUCAACCCCUCCCGCCGCAACAGCCUCCAGCGCCUGGAGCUGGCGCAGCCCCCAGGCAUCAUGCGCCGUAACUCGUUGAGCGGCAGCAGCACCGGCUCGGAGCAGCGCCUCAGCAAGGGGGUCACCUUCGCCGACGAUCUGGGCUGGAUGUAGCCGGCCGGCCAGGACUGACGCCAUGAACUACCUCAACCAAGUGCCUGCGGCCCCGGGGGGGGGAGCCCCCGCACCUGCCGGGAGGGCAGCACCGGGCGGGGGCAGCCGAACCAGCUACUGCCCACCCACCUCGGGGGGUCCGGACCCCUACCUGCCCCCCACCUCCGCCCCUGAUACCUGCUGCCUCUGUAUCAGAGGGCGGGCAGGCCGGUCACAUGCUCUUCUUCCCAUCUGCCCCCUCCUCAUCCCCCCCCAGCCGUUCCCAGUCCGUGCCAUCCCUCACGGCUUUGCUCCCAGCUGAGCCCGCACAGGCAGAACCAGGCCCUGCCCCGAGCAGAACCGCACCCCCGCUACACCCCAGUCACGACAUGUCCCCCCCUGCCCCCAGGCUGCUCUCCAGCCCUGCCCUCCCGCCCCGGGCGGCCCCGCUCGCUGCCGCCCGCACCGCGCUCUGCGCAGCCCAGCAGGAGCCGCUGCGGAGCGCGAAGACGCUUCCCUGGGCCGCGUGAGAGGGAGGCGGAGCACCGGGAACGGCAGCAGCUGGACAUUCUUACAAGCUGGUGUCUGCAAAGUAUUUUCAUAAAUACGAAUUAAAUACAAAGAA
Molecule: messenger RNA, 4555 nt
Organism: Apus apus (common swift)
Lineage: Eukaryota; Metazoa; Chordata; Aves; Apodiformes; Apodidae
Gene: WNK4
Product: WNK lysine deficient protein kinase 4
Exons: 20
Coding region: 109-3951 (1280 amino acids)
Biological process (GO): positive regulation of sodium ion transmembrane transporter activity; renal sodium ion absorption; intracellular signal transduction
Cellular component (GO): cytosol; cytoplasm
Molecular function (GO): ATP binding; protein serine/threonine kinase activity; potassium channel inhibitor activity
Source: RefSeq, a predicted model, not a curated record